AUGACUUCUGAUCCUGACGAUAAAUAUGUUCGAUAUCAACAACAACGCACAAAUGCGAUGCCCGGAGAUCACAGUAGCAAUGAAAAAAAAGAUAAUAAUGAUAUUUCCUAUCGUCGACAUAGUCUAGCUCAUGUUAACUUUCGAAAAGCUAUUUAUCGAAGUCUAUCACUAACGCAAGGAACUCACGAAAACAAUAAUAUUCAGACAAAAUUAAUAGAAUAUUUUAUUAAAUUUUGUUUUAUAUGUCUUUUUAUUGUAUUGAUUGGAUCAUUAAUUAAACUUAUGUGCUCAUAA
This is a messenger RNA of Rotaria socialis, 294 nucleotides long. NCBI's taxonomy places the organism in Eukaryota, Metazoa, Rotifera, Eurotatoria, Philodinida, Philodinidae. The record is from the annotation of a GenBank genome assembly.